UGUGCCCUGUCGGUAACUCCAGACUUUGACCCUGAGUUCCAGCCCCGGUUGGCGGGCAGUCGGCUGAGGACAGGACACCCCAGAAUCAGGAGACUCCUCUGCAGGAGAUAAGACCCUGCGUCCACAGCAGCUGCCUCUUCAGAAGUUUGGCAAUCCAGGCUGGCACGAUGCGUGUGGUAGUGAUCGGAGCGGGCGUCAUUGGGCUGUCCACCGCCCUCUGCAUCCACGAGCGCUACCAGUCAGUCCUGCCAUCGCUGGAUGUGAGGGUCUACGCAGACCGCUUCACCCCGCUCACCACCACUGACGUGGCUGCUGGCCUCUGUCAAGCCUACCUCUCGGACCCCAGCAACCCACAGGAGGCGCAUUGGAACCAGCAGACCUUCGACUAUCUUCUGAGCCACAUCCAUUCUCCCAACGCUGCGAGCAUGGGCCUGGCCCUAAUCUCAGGCUACAACCUCUUCCAUGAAACUAUUCCGGAUCCUUCCUGGAAGGACGCAGUUCUGGGAUUUCGGAGGCUGACCCGUAGAGAGCUGGACAUGUUCCCCAAUUACAGCUAUGGCUGGUUCAACACAAGCCUGAUUGUGGAGGGGAGGAGGUAUCUCGAGUGGCUGACUAAAAGGUUAACUGAGAGGGGAGUGAAAUUCUUCCAGCAGAAGGUGGAGUCUUUCGAGGAGAUGGCAAGAGGAGGUGCCGACGUGAUUAUCAACUGCACCGGGGUGUGGGCUGGGGCAUUGCAACCAGAUCCCUUGCUGAAGCCAGGUCGGGGACAGAUCAUUAAGGUGGAUGCCCCUUGGAUGAAGCACUUCAUUAUCACCCAUGACCUAGCGAAAGGCAUCUACCAGACCCCAUACAUCAUCCCAGGGAUCCAGACAGUGACUCUGGGAGGCAUCUUUCAGCUGGGGAACUGGAGUGAGGCAAACAACAUCCAGGACCACAACACUAUCUGGGAAAGCUGCUGUAGCCUGGAGCCCACACUGAAGGAUGCAAAAAUUGUUGCUGAAUUUACUGGUCUCCGGCCAGUUCGCCCCCAGAUUCGGCUAGAAAGGGAACAGCUUCGCUUUGGAUCUUCAAACACAGAGGUCAUCCACAACUAUGGCCAUGGAGGCUACGGGCUCACCAUCCACUGGGGCUGUGCUAUGGAGGCAGCCAAGCUAUUUGGGAAAGUCCUAGAAGAAAGGAAGUUGCUCAGGAUGCCGCCACCCCACCUCUGAAAACACCACCUCCCCAAGAACUCCCCGCUCCCCUCAGCCAAGCAAUCAAUAUACCCCCCUCUAAGCUAUCACUUACCCUUCACAUUAGCCCUGGCUCCUUUCUGCAAGAAGCACAAGAUGAGAGGGAAAUGACAAGAUCCAUUCCCAGAGGCGAGUCUGGCCCUACCUGGGGCUCACUUUGAUCACUGGGGUCUCUCCACUCACUCUGGGCCUGACUGUAUGAAGAACAGAUGUAGGCUGUUAUAUUCUAAGUCCUCAGAAAGGAAAGCUCAGAAAAUCAAAGGAGCAAGGAGAAAAUUGGAGAUAACUGAGGUUAGGUAACUUGAGGACAAAUUACACUAACAUAUUAAAGGUUCUGAAAAGGUGAUUCCCGGGUGGCUCAUUGGUUUAGCACUUGCCUUCGGCCCAGGGGCAUGUUCCUGGAGUCCUGGGAUCAAGUCCCACAUCAGGCUCCCUGCAUGGAGCCUGCUUCUCCCUCUGCCUCUCUCUCUCAUGAAUAAAGAAAUUUUUAAAAAAUAAAAUCUUUAAAAAAAAUAAAGGUUCUGAAAAGUCCUGCAACAAAGACAUCUAUCUGAUGUUCUUUCAUCCAAUCCUAAACUUAUUUGGUUUGGAAACCUUUUUGCCCCGAGCACUGAUGCCACAGAGUGUACUUGAGGGAAGGCUGUAGUAGAUUUUGUUGCAGGAAGUCACAUGCAGAGCUGGAGUGUGGCGAGGCAGAAGAGGUAAGGCAUUGAACUAACACCAUGAUACCCAUUCCACAUCCAGAAUUUCCAACAGUGUCAGUGACCUGCUGAGUGGGUAGAAGGGGCAUGGGGAAAAUCCUGCAACCCACAUGGCACUGGAGAAAUUAGGCGAUGCUUAAUUUCUUCACUUUCCCUUCGCCUAAACUUCUUGCUCCCUCCUUCCCUGAAGAUGAUCUGUAACCGUAUUUUUCAAUGACUUACUGGCAGCUUGAUGAGUGUUGUAUUUCCUUGUUGAAUCGUCUCCAGCACUUCUGUCAAAAGUCAGUUGAGCCUUAAAUAUAUAGGUGUAUUUUUGGAAUUUCAAUUCCAUUCCAUUGAUCUAUAGGUCUAUCCAUAUACUCGUACACUCAUGCUACACUGUCUUGAUUACUGAAACUUUGUAAAAAGUUUUAGAGUUAAGAAAUGUGAGUCUUCCAUGUUUGUUCUCUUUUAAGUGGUUUUUUUUUUUUUCUUUUUUGGCUCUCCUGGGUCCUUUGUAGUUUCCUACAAAUUCUACAACCAGCUCGCCAGUUUUU
Molecule: messenger RNA, 2469 nt
Organism: Canis lupus familiaris (dog)
Lineage: Eukaryota; Metazoa; Chordata; Mammalia; Carnivora; Canidae
Gene: DAO
Product: D-amino acid oxidase
Exons: 11
Coding region: 168-1211 (347 amino acids)
Molecular function (GO): FAD binding; D-amino-acid oxidase activity
Source: RefSeq, a predicted model, not a curated record